AUGUCUGGUGCUGAAGAGAUCAGCGCUGUUACAAUACAGCCGGAUCCAUAUUGGCCUUGUCCUGUUUCAACACACCGUCACAAAAGGGGCCAAUGCGAUGAGUGUAAACGAUGCUUUGGAUGCGAAACGCCAUGCGGUAACGACAUUGAAUACGCUUGUAAGGGCAGUACAUGCUGUUGCCAUACAACUAAUUACAAAGGUCAGAAAAAUAAUAAGAGGAAACGAGUACAGUAUGCUGCACAACAAGUGGAGGCCAGACGCUCGCGCCGCGAAAAAGAACCAGUUGACGAUGCAGAGGUUGACGUGGUGGCUAAAUCAGAACGAGAGGUUAUAGAAGACCAACUUGCAGACCAACGUGAUCCAGUACAACCGUAUAUGUAUCAAAUAUCUCACUUGGCAUUGCAAACUGAAACUGCAAAGCGUGACGCGAUGGUGGGACACGUACACGGACUUACAAGGCGGAUGAUUGAUAUAAUUUCGUGUCGAGACAAGAGAGCAAGUAAUCUUCUCUACAAACUUAUCAUAAAUCAAGCUGAGAAUGAACUUGAGAAUCUCAGGCAAAUUUGCAGAUGUAGCUGUGCGCACUAA
Sphaeroforma arctica JP610 is the source of this 588-nucleotide messenger RNA. RefSeq lists its product as hypothetical. The transcript has a single exon. The record is from RefSeq and is a predicted model, not a curated record. Bases 1 to 588 code for a protein of 195 amino acids. Lineage: Eukaryota; Ichthyosporea; Ichthyophonida.